GGUGCGCAAACGCACCCACAAAGUUUAGUCGAACAUGGCUGCUCUACAGAAAAGCCUGAUCGCAGCUGCUGUUGCCGCUCUGGCUGCUUUUUUCGGAUUUGCAUUUCUUAAAAUAAACAGGCUGAGCCUUGCCUCCAGAGAAAUGCCUCUCAAACACCUCAAGUGUCAUUAUUUACCCAAUAUAGAGUAUGGGGCAGAGGAUAUCACUAUACUUAAAGAUGGACUGGCCUUCUUAAGCACAGGACUCCACGAUUACCUUGAUCUGCCGUCAUUCUCCAAUGAACCAGGAAAAAUGUAUGUUUUGGAUCUGCUCCAGCCGAAGCUGAUCCCAGUGGAGCUGCAAAUCAAAGGAGAUCUGGACCUCAGCUCUUUCAACCCGCAUGGCAUCAGUGUCUACACAGAUGAAGGAGAUGACACUGUCUAUCUGUUUGUGGUCAAUCACCCUCAGCGCAAAAGCCAGGUAGAGAUCUUCCGUCUAGUCGGGGAGGACACCCUUGUGCACUUAAAGACUGUUACACAUCCUAUGCUGCACAGUGUGAAUGACAUUGUCGCCGUUGGAAAGGAGCAUUUUUACGCCACGAACGACCAUUAUUUUCACAAUGAAGCACUUCAUCUGCUGACUGUCAUCCUGGGUCUGCCCUGGUGUAACGUCGUGUACUACAGCCCUGAGGAAGUGAGGGAGGCAGCUGGGGGCAUUCAGUCAGGAAAUGGAAUAAACAUAUCUCCGGACAAACGGUAUAUUUAUGUGUCUGAUAUUCUCGAUCACGAGAUAGAUGUUUUUGAGCGACUAGAUGGAGAACGGCUGGCGUACGUGAAGUCUGUUCCAGUUGGGACACUUUGUGAUAACAUCGAGGUGGACCACAUGACAGGGGACGUCUGGCUCGGCUGUCAUCCAGAUGCCACUAAAUUGUUCAACUUUGAUCCCAAAGAUCCUCCCGGCUCUGAGAUCAUCAAGAUCAAGAACAUCGUCUCAGAUCAGCCAGUGGUGACCCUGGAGUACGGAGACGACGGGCAUGAGCUGAUGGGCUCCACGGUUGCAGCGCCCUACGAGGGAAAGCUGCUCAUCGGGACAAUUUUUCAAAAAGCCCUGUACUGCUCUACGAAAUAAAACUGGUGACACACGGUCCUGUCCAAAAGUAUCAAAAUAAAAUGCAAAUCCCUUAUCUCGCUCGUACAAGGAAACUGCUGGUUUUGCUUUGAAAAGGAGUAUGAGAUAAAAUAACUGCAUAACCACAGCUUGUUGUACAUGAUAUUCACACCCAUUGGUGUUACACAGCCUAAAAAAUCGUUUGGUGGCAGAAUCACUCUUUAAUUUGGUAGCCAAACAUUUAGGAAUAGAAGUACUAAAAAUUACUUAAAGUGAAUGCAGUGUUGCUGAGAUGUUUUCAUGACGCACCCAACGUGGACAUGAGUUUGUUUUUGAUUUGUUUUUUUCUUUUUUGGAUGAGGUGAUCACACAACAGGAAAUGUGAAUGAAUUUCAAAUGCAAGAAUUAGACAUGAAUGUUUAAUUUUUUUUUUUCUGUGGAUUUGGAAAAGAUUAGAAAAGCAUGAAAUCAGUUUGGCUUUUUUUUUAU
Messenger RNA from Fundulus heteroclitus (mummichog), 1576 nucleotides. RefSeq names its product serum paraoxonase/arylesterase 2. Gene Ontology annotation, molecular function: arylesterase activity. The record is from RefSeq and is a predicted model, not a curated record. NCBI's taxonomy places the organism in Eukaryota, Metazoa, Chordata, Actinopteri, Cyprinodontiformes, Fundulidae. The coding region runs from base 35 to 1108 and encodes 357 amino acids. The transcript has 9 exons.